UUUCCUUCGAGUUCGAGACAGUUUUUAUUUUAUAAUGGUCAUCCAACAGGGUGACAUGCAUAUGUUCUUUCGCAAUUCCCAAAAACAAAUGACCCCUAGUGGGAACCGGCAAAUACAACUCUGUCUGGCCUCUGGACUAAUACCGAAGGGACACAGAAAAAGAGGAAGAGAGGGAGAGAGAAUAGGAACGACGACGUUUUGCUGAAAAGGAGAUGAGGUGGACCGGAGACCGUACGGCCGGAGAAUUAUCAGACGAUGGCGGUGGUGGUGGGCGCACGGUGGUGGUGGGAGUGAAGUUCGACUCUCAGAGCCGGGAAUUGCUGACCUGGGCGCUGGUCAAGGUGGCCCAGCCCGGUGACUGUGUCAUUGCCCUUCACGUCAUCGACUGCGUCUGUGAAGGCACAGCGUCGCUUCUCUCGCUGGUGAAGACAUUUGAUUCUGUGCUCUCUGUAUACGAUGGCUUCUGCAGCUUGAAGCAGGUUGAUCUGAGGCUGAAGGUCUGUAGAGGCUCAAAGGUCCAGAAAAUUCUAGUCCGAGAGGCGAAAUUGUACGGUGAAGCUACGGUGAUUGUGGGAGCUUCCAAAGCCCAUAAAAGAAUCGGGUCGUCGGCCUCGUUCGCCAAGUACUGCGCCAGAAAGUUGUCCAAAUAUUUCGGCGUUUUCGCCGUUAACAAUGGCAAAGUUGUGUUCCAGAGAGCGGCGACUUCUACAAACGCCCAUCAAUUGCGAGGAAGAGUGACUUUGGAAAAACCUGGCUUGGGUUUGACGAAGCAGAAUUGCUUGAGUUGUUCAGCGGAUGUGGGUAAUUGUGAAACCCAAUUUACGGAAGAGUUGCCCGUGGAUGGUGGCGAGGACAAUUCGUUGGCUUUGGUACCAUACCAAUCAUUGGAGGCUGAUACAAAUUCUAGCUCCGUUGUGAUUCAAGAAUCACCAGAGUUGAAAUCUGGGUGGUCAAUUCUUCGCUGGGCGUUUCUAGCCAAACGGCCAUAUGUGGAGAAAUCAUUGAAAAGGACAUCUGUGUUUCAGUGGGUAUUGAGAUUACCAAACUGGCAGUCAUCGGCUGUGGUCUAUCCUGAUCAGAAGAAGAGUAAUUGUGAUCAGGAAGAUGAUAAUUGUUCCUCUCUUGAUGAAGACAGCAGUGCAAUUGUGCCAUUUGGAUCUGCUACUGUGUGUCCUCUUUCCCCUUGCAGCGGCUUGGGUAACCUCCUUCCUAAAGAGUUGUUGGGUUUACGUGAGAAAUACUCCUCCAGCUGUAUGUAUUUUAGCUACCAGGAACUCUUGUUGGCAACCUCUAAUUUCAUGCCCGAAAAUAUGGUUGGUAAGGGUGGUAGUAGUCAUGUUUACAAAGGGUGUCUUCCAGAUGGCAAGGAAUUGGCGGUCAAAAUUUUGAAGCCAUCUCAAGAUGUUCUAAAAGAGUUCGUUCAGGAAAUUGAGAUCAUUACAACUUUACAUCACAAGAACAUAAUCUCUCUAGUUGGGUUCUGUUUUGAGGACAACAAUUUGAUAUUGGUCUACGAUUUUCUUUCAAGAGGAAGCCUAGAAGAGAAUCUUCAUGGUAAUAAGAAGGAUGGGAAAGGAUUUGGUUGGCAGGAGAGAUAUAAUGUAGCUAUGGGUGUAGCUGAGGCAUUGGACUUUUUACACAACAGCUGUGCAGAACCUGUGAUCCACAGGGAUGUAAAAUCUUCGAACAUCCUCCUUUCUGGUGAUUUUGAGCCACAGCUCUCAGAUUUUGGACUUGCUAGCUGGGCAUCGACUUCAUCCAAUACGACCUGCACCGAUGUUGCCGGAACCUUUGGUUACUUGGCUCCAGAAUACUUCAUGCAUGGCAAAGUGAGUGACAAAAUUGAUGUCUAUGCAUUUGGUGUGGUACUUCUUGAGCUUCUUUCAGGUAGGAAGCCAAUUAUCAGUGAAUGUCCAAAGGGCCAGGAGAGCCUAGUAAUGUGGGCAAAGCCAAUUUUGAACGGUGGAAAGGUUUUCCAGUUGCUAGAUCCAAGCUUGGGCAGCAACUAUGACGAUGAUCAGAUUGAGAGGAUGGUUUUGGCUGCCACCCUUUGCAUUAGACGUGAACCUAGAUUACGGCCUCAAAUCAGCCUUAUUUUGAAGGUUCUCCAAGGAGAUGAGGAAGUGACAAGGUGGGCAAAGCAACUAGUCCGUACAUCAGAAGAAGUUGAUGCCUUGGAUGGGGAAGCAUUUUAUACUAACAUCAAAUCCCAUCUUAAUGUGGCAUUGCUGGAAUUGGAGGAUGAUUCGGUUUGUAUCAGUAGCAGUGAGAAAAGUGUGUUGUUGGAGGACUAUCUCUUCAAGCUUUGACUAAGUUUUGUCUGCAAGAAGACAUUGUUUGUUUUGUAUAUAUAUGCCUUUGCUUUGUGUUUUGUAUUUUCACUCACUCAGACUACUUGGCCGGGUCUUGGAAGAGAGGUUGUUUGCAAUUGGUUUUUGCCGCCCCCCCCCCCCCAGAGUCGAGACCUUUGGUCUGUUUGGCCUUUAAGCAAAUUGAUAGAGAGCAAGCAAGCAAGCGUACCCGUUAUUCUGUUGACAUGACUAUGAAUGGUUAUGGUAAGAUGGUGAAGAUUAGGAUAGCUUCUCCCAUGGAUUGUAUAAUUUUCUGUCAGCAUCGUUUUGAGCCUAAUUGGUUUGUUUCUUUUUUGAAUUGAACACACCGCCUUAUUUAAAACCUAUUUCUUUUCUAUCA
Molecule: messenger RNA, 2691 nt
Organism: Alnus glutinosa
Lineage: Eukaryota; Viridiplantae; Streptophyta; Magnoliopsida; Fagales; Betulaceae
Product: protein kinase STUNTED
Exons: 10
Coding region: 213-2309 (698 amino acids)
Biological process (GO): protein phosphorylation
Molecular function (GO): protein kinase activity; ATP binding
Source: RefSeq, a predicted model, not a curated record